GCACACGUGUAGUACAGAAUGGAGGUGUAUUAUCACCAAAUGCAGCUUUAGCAAGAGAAGGAGUGUAUGUCAAGAAGUGGGAUUUCGGCACCAUUCAGUGUAAUAAUAAUGCACCUACUCCUAUUAUUGUUGACGCUGAUUUUUUCAUCGAUUUAUUUGAUGUACAACAAGUGGUUUUAGAAUCACAUUAA
Molecule: messenger RNA, 191 nt
Organism: Diversispora eburnea
Lineage: Eukaryota; Fungi; Glomeromycota; Glomeromycetes; Diversisporales; Diversisporaceae
Source: the annotation of a GenBank genome assembly